This is a messenger RNA of Suillus paluster, 1210 nucleotides long. RefSeq lists its product as uncharacterized. Gene Ontology annotation, cellular component: membrane. The record is from RefSeq and is a predicted model, not a curated record. Gene Ontology annotation, molecular function: protein C-terminal S-isoprenylcysteine carboxyl O-methyltransferase activity. Bases 302 to 1015 code for a protein of 237 amino acids. Gene Ontology annotation, biological process: C-terminal protein methylation. The transcript has 2 exons. NCBI's taxonomy places the organism in Eukaryota, Fungi, Basidiomycota, Agaricomycetes, Boletales, Suillaceae.
GUGAGGCAACUUACCUGGCGUGUUUGACUCAUCCACUUUUUAGCAUUCCGAAGAGGACAUCAAUUUUCGGCGUAGCGUUAAGUUCGGUUGCAGGUCCGGCGUUAUGUUAGGCCUUCUUCUUUGAUCAAUCUCCAAUGUUUAUUGGCUCACGUGCAGCCACCCGCUUCUGGAAUUUGACAGUUGGUCAAAACCGAUAAGGUUAUGUGGGUGCGCGCCUAUGCGAGGCCUCACAUAUAAGAGGUGUGUGAGCAGUUUAGCAGGCCCAUAACAUUUGCACGACAAGUCACGAUAGUUACGAACAAUGGUCCCAAUGACUCUUAUGAAGCUUCCUUUUCUAGUGCCAUCUGUCCUUGUAUUCAAUAAUGCAUUCAUUUCUCCAGCCUCGACACCCCGCGAUGAUGAAGUUGUGAGCGGCGGCCCGCUCUACGAGCGUAUCUGCCCAGCUAUUUACCCAAUAUUACAGCGGUUAUCUGCUUUGAUACCCUGUGUUGCGGAAAUAGCUGUCAUACUUGCAGCUCAUUUUCCGUCACCUCUCUCAUCCAAAAUCCUAUCGACUCUAGUUCAUACCGGAAAGCUUCUAGAUAUGAUGCCAAACAGAUACUUCAUACUCGGAACAACCCUCACUACCAUCGGUGGCCUGGGGCGCCUAUGGUGUUUCCGCGUCAUGGGACAACAAUUCACUCACCAGCUCACCAUACGCAAGAACCAUGCACUUGUCACCACAGGUCCGUACGACAUCGUACGACAUCCUAGCUAUACAUCUAGCUGCAUCGCCUCGUUGGGCAUCUCGCUCAUCUUCGCAAGCCCCGGAUCGUUCAUGCGGACAUCCGGGUGGCUCUCCACUCGCUUCGGGCGUGGCCUACUUGGGUUGUGGGUGAUACAAAUCCUACUGUCCGUGGUGCUAAGCCGCGACCGGUCCAUCCACGAAGAUGCAAUGCUUCGCAAGCAUUUUGAGGAAGAAUGGGAUCGGUGGUCGAAAAGGGUGCGAUAUAGACUCAUUCCAGGUGUAUUCUAGCCAUAUUUUUGUAUCUUUGUUAUGACUCUAACUUCAUUGUAAUUGUUUCAAUUCUCGUCCCCCGAAGAACUUCUUCGGCAAGUGGAUCAGGCAUAACAAUGAAAUGUAUUUCAUGGCCUUUGAUGUAUGAUACAGGAAUAUUCCUCCGUUCAUACUCAUGAUAUGGUCGAUGAGUGUCAAUUGUUUGGAAGCUUU